ACUUCCUUUAACAGAAACUCAGGGUGACUCAGAAAGAGUGAAAUUGCUUUCCUCACUACUGACAAUUCAAAAGCUAGAGAAGCAGCAACACUUCGUCAGAUUGCAACGCACCCCUUCCCCAUGAGAGCAUGAAAGAUUAGGGUUAGUGCUCUCUUUUGAAGUAAUAUGAAGCUAGCAAUUGUGCCUUUCUUCCUUUUGUGCUUCCAUUUUGUAACCCCGAAUGGUGUCUGCAACGAUUCAUAUGUUCCACUCUGCAGUGUUUCAGCUAAAGGCACUGCCUCCCUUCUUCAGGAUAUGGACGAAUUUCCAAAAGACAUCUUCACUUUUAACUGCCCUUUGCCUGAUGUGGUGGAAAGUUUCCGUAUGAAGCUGUUUAAGGGGCAGAGCGAAAUCUGUGUUCUCUACAUAGAUAAUGAUGUAAAGCGAGUCACAUGCAAUGAAUUUUGUGAUCCAGUGCAUUCCAAUGAUUCAAUAUCAUUUGUACUCAGAAAUUUAAACAGCAGGCACAGUGAUACUUAUACCUGCUGCUUAGAAGUACUUGUCCCAGUCUAUGCUCAUUGCAAAAUAAGUGAAAAACAUCUAUAUAUCCAAGGCACAGAAGAAUCCUGCUUGCUUUCAGACCUUACAUCAAAGAUCCUGGUUGGGCUCACUGUUUUUUCUGUUGGCUUCUCCAUCUUCUUGCUAAUAGUUUGUUCCUUCAGAGCUAUGGUUUGCCGGCAUGACCCCUCCUCUCGUGAUUACAACAACGAAUAUAUGGCCAUGGCAGCAGUGAAAUUCGGCUAAAAACUCAGCACCAUGUUGGCGUACACUAUUUUGCUUAAUCAGACUGUGAUACUCACCUUCUUGACCAAUUUGUUUCCAAUCGGCUGGUCUAGUGCAAAUCUUAAGCUGAAUUCAAGGAUGUACACAUGAGCAGGAAGAGACAGGUGUAUAUACUCCUCUCACCUUCCUAAUAUAUCUGUUACCUUUUCUUCUACUUUCAAUGAAAGCUAGCUUAUUGUUGUAUUUAAACCACAAAUUGUGGUCUGCAGCUACUAUUGAUCAGUUAAGCAAACUAGGAGAAUAAUCCAAGGUUUGAUAUUAGACUGUUUUGAUGGUGUUGACACCAUUACAUACUGAGCGGUAUAAAAAUUGGUUGUUUUCUGUUAUAGCAAGAGAAAAAAGAACAUCAGCUUAAGGUGCAUCUUAUAUUUACUUAAUACUACACAAAGUCUGGUAAUGAAUACUUUAGAGUAAGUAUAGAAAGUUAUUGAGGUUUCCCAUUGGUUGUGGAAGAAAAUGUCAAGCUAUACUGCUUGAAAGACUGCUACUGAAUUCUCCUACACAUUUAGUCUAUCUAUAUUUUUUGCAUAUAUAAUAUAUGAAACAUAUCCACACAUUGUUUUGUGACUUAGAGUAAAGCUGGGUAGGUGGGGCUCGUCAGCCAUGGAAGGCAGCCCAUCUAGGAGAAGAAAAACUCCAAUUUCAAACCUCCACUG
Molecule: messenger RNA, 1478 nt
Organism: Pogona vitticeps (central bearded dragon)
Lineage: Eukaryota; Metazoa; Chordata; Lepidosauria; Squamata; Agamidae
Gene: ICOS
Product: inducible T cell costimulator
Biological process (GO): T cell tolerance induction; cell-cell adhesion; T cell costimulation
Source: RefSeq, a predicted model, not a curated record